This is a messenger RNA of Rhinopithecus roxellana (golden snub-nosed monkey), 1221 nucleotides long. RefSeq names its product transmembrane protein 221 (gene TMEM221). NCBI's taxonomy places the organism in Eukaryota, Metazoa, Chordata, Mammalia, Primates, Cercopithecidae. The record is from RefSeq and is a predicted model, not a curated record. The coding region runs from base 201 to 899 and encodes 232 amino acids. The transcript is spliced from 4 exons.
CGGCGUCCCCGCUGCGACCAGCACCCGGGAGCCCCCGUCCAUCUGGCGACCCCCAGCCCAGCCCCCGAACUUUCAGACACUCCCUGCGGCCCCGCCCCCUCAGGGACCCCCUGGGGACCCUCGGACUCCCCGCAACUCCCCUGCCCCCUAAAACCACUUCGAUUCCUCAACUGUUCCCCCGGCCAGCGGGAACCCUCGCCAUGUCUCGCUCUUACGGCGGCCGGGUGCUGGCCGCAAUGACCUUGUUGGGCAUCGCGGCGGCUGUGCUGACGGUGCUGGGCGCGCAGCUGCUGUUCCAGCUGCAGGCGGGCCGCGCUGAGCUGCGGGGGCUGCGCGAGGACGGGCUGGGCCAAGAGCUGGGCGCCGGCCCCGGGCUGCCCGAAGACGCGGCCGGGGCGCUACUGCCGCUGGCCGCCGCGCUUGCCGCGCUGGUGCUGGUGCUGGGGUUCACCUGCCUGCUGCUCGCUGCGCUCUGUGGCCACUUGGGCGCCGAGCUGGCGCGGGGUCCUGGCCCCAGGAGGUCUGACUGGUUUCUCUAUGACUGCCGCCUCCUCAGACACGUGGCCCUUGGCCUUUUCUGCUGUGGGAUCUCUGUCUACUUAGCAGCACUGUCCAUCUAUGCCUUGCUACUUUUCGAGAUCGAGACAGGCGCAGCAGCUGCUUCCAUCCUCGGCUCUGGCGCCCUGGUUCUGGUGGCUGUGCUGACCCAUACUCUCCUCCGGGCUGCUCGGGCCACCCGCCGUGGGCUCCAUGAGUUGUCCCCGCCAUCCUUUGAAGAUGACCUCACCCGCCCUGCUGAAGUCUCCAAGGCCAGCCCCAGAGCUCAGCCUCAGCAGGAUGAGGAAACCGAGGCCCCAAGAGAGGCAGUGACUCACCUGGGGGCCCACGGCCAGGACUGAGCACCAGAGCCAGGAUCCUCACCUGAACCCUGUAAUCUCCAGGCUGCUGAUGUGCAAAUCUCAGACUCUGCAAAAUCCGCUGCGCCCCCUUGGGCUGUGAACAUUUCAAACCCAUGUGUGCCAAGCUUGGAGCAGCCCAGGGCCAGAGGCACGGCUGGAGGGCUGGACCCAGGUUCCUGGCUGUGGACUCAUGGCUAAGGGCUUAGCCGCUUUGUGCCUCAGUUUCCUCAUCUGUAAUAUGGGGACAAGAAGUGGCCCUGUCUCCAAGGGCUCAGACAAGACACAUGACUUCAUGUGAGGCAUUCCAGGGACCCCCACACAA